Messenger RNA from Indicator indicator, 1122 nucleotides. It is a transcript of the gene DPF3, whose product is annotated as double PHD fingers 3. The transcript is spliced from 11 exons. The record is from RefSeq and is a predicted model, not a curated record. Gene Ontology annotation, biological process: nervous system development. The coding region runs from base 130 to 1122 and encodes 330 amino acids. Lineage: Eukaryota; Metazoa; Chordata; Aves; Piciformes; Indicatoridae. Gene Ontology annotation, cellular component: nucleus; nBAF complex.
GACCAGUUCUACAAAGAAGCAAUUGAGCACUGUCGCAGCUACAACUCUCGGCUGUGUGCUGAGCGAAGCGUCCGCCUCCCCUUUCUGGAUUCACAAACUGGGGUAGCUCAGAACAACUGCUACAUCUGGAUGGAGAAGAGGCACAGGGGACCAGGCCUGGCCCCAGGUCAGCUGUACACAUACCCAGCACGUUGCUGGCGCAAAAAGAGGCGUUUGCAUCCUCCUGAGGAUUCCAGGCUGAAGCUGCUGGAAAUUAAACCUGAAGUUGAUCUGCCACUGAAGAAAGAUGGGUUCACCUCAGAAAGCACAACUCUGGAAGCCUUGCUGCGUGGAGAGGGAAUAGAGAAAAAAACAGACACUAAAGAGGAGGACUCUAUACAAGAAAUCCAGGUAAAGGAGAACAGGCUAGGAAAAAGGGUUUUAGAAAAUGAUGAAAAUGCAGAUGAAGUGAAUGAGGAAGAGGAUUUGGAAGAAGAUAUUCCAAAACGAAAGAACAGGCCUAGAGGACGGGCUCGGGGAUCUGGAGGUGGCAGGAGAAGGAACGAUGCUGCCUCUCAGGAUGAUCAUGACAAACCCUAUGUUUGUGACAUCUGUGGCAAGCGUUACAAGAACAGGCCUGGGCUGAGCUAUCACUAUGCUCAUACCCACCUUGCCAGUGAAGAGGGUGAUGAAGCCCGUGAGCAGGAGACUCGCUCUUCCCCUGUCCACAGAAACGAAAACCACAAACCCCAGAAAGGACCAGAUGGGGUCAUCAUUCCCAACAACUACUGUGACUUCUGCCUCGGAGGCUCCAAUAUGAACAAAAAAAGUGGCCGGCCGGAGGAACUUGUAUCGUGCUCAGAUUGUGGGCGCUCUGGACACCCGACCUGCCUGCAGUUCACCACAAACAUGACUGAGGCUGUUAAAACCUAUCAGUGGCAGUGCAUUGAGUGCAAAUCCUGCAGCCUUUGUGGGACCUCUGAGAACGAUGACCAGCUGCUCUUCUGUGAUGACUGUGACCGUGGCUAUCACAUGUAUUGCUUGAAUCCACCGGUCUUUGAACCCCCAGAAGGAAGCUGGAGUUGCCAUUUGUGCCGGGAGCUGCUCAGAGAGAGAGCAUCAGCUUUUGGUUUCCAAGCCUGA